GUGGGAAAUUUAGUUUGAAGGUCUUUUCUCUGGUUGGUUGCUGUGAUACAUGGAGAAUGCAGUACCGGAAUUUGCUCGUCGUCUGUAUAAAGAAUGGCGUGAUUUUGUGGCCACGCCGAUUGACGGAAUCGAACUUACUCUGAAUGAACAGGACAUGACAGAAGUCCAGGCUUUGCUGGAUGGUCCUGUAGGAACUCCAUACGAUGGUGGGAAAUUUCGCCUCAAGAUAGUCAUUCCAAUGCAGUACCCUAUCGAACCUCCGAAAGCGUACUUCUGCACGAAAAUAUUUCACCCGAAUAUCGCACCAGCUACUGGAGAAGUAUGCGUCAAUACAUUAAAAAAGGAUUGGAAGUCAAACCUUGGCCUACGACACAUACUUUUAACAAUAAGGUGCUUGUUGAUAGAACCAAAUCCGGAAUCAGCUCUUAAUGAAGAAGCUGGAAAGCUGUUAUUAGAAGAUUACAAUGAAUUCAGGUCUGAAGCUCGGCUUCUCACAGAAGUUCAUGCCUUCUGGCAUGUUCGAGAGCAGUCCAAAAGCAGCAGUGGAAAGACUAAUGCUGGCAACACGUCAUCCAAUUCAUCUGAUCGUACACAAUCUAAAGUUGCUCAACAUAAUGCUUCCUCAAUUCGGAAAGCGCUCAAAAGACUUUAAUCCGUGGAAAACAUGAUAUUUCUUGUCUUGAGGGUUGUAUUGUGUUUAUGUCACUUUGUGCAUUUAUGUAAAUUAUUUCGAAUUUAGUGAUUGCUGUGAUUAACGUCUAGUUACCGUUAUUUUCACAUUAAAAGGGAAAUUGACUCAGCAAGC
Molecule: messenger RNA, 805 nt
Organism: Trichobilharzia szidati
Lineage: Eukaryota; Metazoa; Platyhelminthes; Trematoda; Strigeidida; Schistosomatidae
Source: the annotation of a GenBank genome assembly